AUGGCGGCGGCCUGCUCUUCGCUGGGCGGCUGGGUCCGGCGCGCCUUUUCGUCCUCUGCGGCGCAUGCGUCUUUCAAUUCGAAGCCCGACGGCGUGCUCACACUCGCGUCUGCGGCCUCGUCGCCUUCGCCCUCGUCCUCCACGUCUGCGUCUCCAGUUUCGCGCGACGCCGCCGAGCAGCACGCGCGGACAAACACGACAAGAAACGCAGAGGACCUCGUGGAGGGGGGGGACGGGGCGGAGGAGGCGGGGGGCGUGGAGCCUACGGCCGCGCAGCAGGGCCAGGGCUGGGCUCCAAACAGAGGCGUCAAGGAGCGGCACUUUCAGAAGAAGGGCUGCGAGAAGCGCGCCAACGGGCGACCGGUGCCUGAGAGCGACGAGCCGCUGGAAACGCCCACGCCAGAUGGGGUCGUCAUCCCACAUGUACAUCAGCAUUCUGCCUCGUGUGCUUCGCCCUGCGCGCCGCCGGACACCUCCUUCAGGAGAGACCUCGACGAGCGAGGGCGCUGGCGCGACGAGGAACUCACGCGCGGCUGGCUCGACGUGCGGCGUCUGAAGCGCCAAGUCGAGGCGGAGGUGCCUGCGCUCGGCGCCCAGAAAGAGGAGGCUGGCGGACGUCACACCCAGCCGUCUGAAAGCGCCGUGGCGGGGAACGCUCGCGGGCGGUUCGAGCCUAGAGACCGCGAACCGCCGGAGCCUCCGAACUCGCACACGGAGGCGACGCUUGCUGCCGCAAGCAACGGAGGAGAAAAGCCCGACGAAUGGAACAUGCGAGUGAUGACCUUCAACAUCUUGGCAGACUCGCUCACAGACUACAAAUACCGAUUCCUCGAUCAGAGCAUCGUCAAGUGGGCGAGCCGCGCGAAUGUCAUUGAGACCGAAAUCUUCCGCCACCGACCCGCGAUCUGCUGUCUGCAGGAGCUCGACGCUACGCACUACCACAAACGCUUCAGACCGUUCUUCGCGUCGCUGGGCUACGAUGGUGUCUACAAGCAGAAAACGAACGGCCGCCAGGAUGGCGUGGGGACCUUCUGGCUGCGAAGUCGCUACGAGUUGGUUGAGCAGCACGACGUCGAAUUCAGCCAGCAAAGCAAGGGCUUGGUGAACAAGCCGCAAGUUGGCCUUGUCCUUCUGCUUCGCGAACGUGUUGGGCUGGCGGAGACCUCUGCUGGAGCAGACGGAAGAGAGAGGAUACCUCGCACGAAGUCGUCUGAAGCAGCUUCGUGUUCGUCUCCCGAGGCGGUGUCACCGCCACCGAGUGAGGCCUCACGCUCUCCGGUGUCGCCGUUCCCCUCUCGCUUGCGGUUUGAGGCAGCUGGCGAAGAAACGCCGAGCUCAGUGGCUCACGUCGCGUGGGGGGCGGGGCUGCUGCACGCGGCCUCAGUUUCGAAGCGCCGUCGCGGCGGCGAAGAGCGCGGCGCGCAGCGGUCGGUCGACGGACGGGACGCAGACGCCGGUCGGAGGCACGACGCGACGAGUCUAGACCAGACUCGGGUCGACCCGCGUGAUGAGGAGGCUGCAGCGGCGCAGCACGGCCGCAUGAUCAUCGUCGGAAACACCCAUCUCUUGUUUGACAGCCGCCGAGGAGACAUCAAGCUCGCCCAGCUGCUCCUUCUGCUGCAGGCGGUGUACGCGCUUCGGCAACGCGCGCUCGCGAUGAUCGCAGCGAAUCUCCGCCAGCAGAUAAUGCGAGGCCGCGAGACGCAUUCGCCUGCAUCCCUCGACAGCGAAAAUGAAAGGAAACGUCGCUUCGAAAGCUACAAACGCACUGACGCGCCGUCGCCUGCGCGAGACAGAGAAGGCGCUCGCUCGACUGCGUCUCCUCUCUCGCGCUCGACGUCGCCGCCGAGCCUGGCGGGGGCAGAAAGUGGAGAGGUCGCGGAGGGCGGUGGAGCCGAAAAGGCGGCAGAAAGACUACUGGACAUGCUGCUCUGCGGCGACUUCAACUUCACGCCCCAGUCGCCCCUGUAUCAGCUCGUCCUUCAGGGCUCCUUUGACUUCUCCGGUCUGGAUCACCGAAAACUUUCAGGCCAAUUCUUGAUGGAGCGACACACCUAUCGAAUGGAUGCGCAAGGGUACCAAGGCCGCGGGGCGACCAUCGUCAGCACCCCGUCGGAGUCUCAGCGUAUCACUUGUCUGGAUGCUCAGCAGUUCGUCCGAGCCCACAUGCGCGCGGCGGCGCCGCUGCCGCACUCGCACAGCGAGCCCUCCCGCAUGGCUGAGACGGCGGCGUGUCUGUGUCACGGGGCGAAGCCGCAUCUUGCUGCUUCGUUGGCCGCUGACGCCGCGGCGUUGCCGCCCUCGUCCUCGCGGGGCUCUUUGAAGCUCGCACGCCAGACUAGCGCCCCGCUGCCGCAGUGGCUGCAGGAGCUCCACCGCGUUCUAGGAAAUGCGUCGCUCCGCGGUGGCCUUUCACCCAGCGACCUGAGUAGAUCCACCUCCUUGCCCUCCGCGACUGGAAACCCAAGAGACACCAGCCUGCGGGACUUGAGGACGCAGCCUUCCUGCGCGGCCUCUGUCAUCACGCUUCCGCUGAAAUUCAACAGCGCCUACGCGCUGCCGAAAUUGCAACGCCCUCCAAAGGGAGGCGCAACGCAGGCCUCGCACGUGGUCAUGGAAGAACCUGCUUUUACGGCGUACCACGGCUGGCAGAAGGGGUGCAUUGACUACAUCUUUUAUCACUCGGAAGCUCUCGAGGUCGCGCGCAUAUAUCAGCUGCCAGUGCUGGCGCAGGCCAAGUCCCACGGCUGCUGUCCGAACAAGGUGCGUCCCGAUAGUGUGGUAGUUGAUGACUAG
Messenger RNA from Besnoitia besnoiti, 2796 nucleotides. RefSeq names its product endonuclease/exonuclease/phosphatase family protein. The record is from RefSeq and is a predicted model, not a curated record. Gene Ontology annotation, molecular function: 3'-5'-RNA exonuclease activity. The transcript has 8 exons. Bases 1 to 2796 code for a protein of 931 amino acids. Lineage: Eukaryota; Apicomplexa; Conoidasida; Eucoccidiorida; Sarcocystidae.